AUGGUUCGCUUGACUGUCGCUUCACUCCUGGCGUUGGCCAUCACGGCCUGCGCGGCUCCCGCUCCCCAAGCAGGAGGGGCGGACGCCAACGUCGGGAACGGCGCCGGGCGCCAGUUCAUCACCGGGCCCUGCGCCAGCGACGCGGACUGCGCGUCGGCCUGCUGCGCCAAGAAGGGCAACGCCGGCGUCUGCUCGGCCAAGGCGGUCGCCAACGAGGAUGGCAAGCAGGGCUGCGGCUUCGCCGGUGUCGGUGGCGCGGGUGGCCAGCAGGGUGGCGGGAACCAGAAGCAGCAGAAGAAUGCAGAGGGUCAGAAUCAAAAUGGGGGCAACCAGAACCAGAACCAGAACCAGAACCAAAACCAGGGCCAGAACCAGAAUGGGGGCGCCAACAACGGCGCCAACAAGGGAGCCGGUGGCAACAACGGAGGCGUGAACAACGGCAACAAUGGCAACAACGGCGGUGCCAACAACGGAGCGGGCAACAAUGGAGGCGCCAACAACGGCGGCCUCCAGGGCAACGCGACGCAGCCGGCCCAAGGAAACAAGGGCAACAAGGCCAAGGGCAAGAAGCAGGCCGGCGGCAACAACAACAACAACAACAACGCCUGUCAGGGUCAGAACAAUAACAAUGCCGGAAACAACAACAACAAUAACAACAAGAAUGCCGGAAACGGCAACAACCAGAACCAGAACGGCAACAAGAACAACCAGAACCAGAACCAGAACAACCAGAACAACCACAACGGCAACAACAAGGACCAGAACCAGAACCAGAACCAAAACGGCAACAACAAGAACCAAAACGGCCAGAACAACCAGAACCAGAACGGCAACAACAAGGACCAGAACCAGAACCAGAACCAGAACGGCCAGAACAACCAGAACAACCAGAACAACCAGAACCAGAACCAGAACCAGAACAACCAGAACGGCCAGAAGCAGAAGCAAAAUAACGACGCCAACAAGAACAAGGACAACAACCAGAACCAGAACAACCAGAACAACAACCAGAACCAGGAUCAGAACCAGCAGCAAGGCAACCAGAACAACCAGGGCAACAACCAGAACCAGAACCAGAACCAGAACCAGAACAAGAGCCUUCUCGAUCUUAUUCUCGGCGGCGGCAACGCUGGCAAUGCGGGCAACGGAGGCAAUGCUGGCAACGCUGGCAACGCGGGUGGCAACAAGGCCGCCAACGCAAAGGCCGUUAACGGCGAUGACGAGGAGGAGGACGAGAACUGAGGUGACAGAAAGGCGUGUCCCCCUCCCCCCAAAGCAUAUAUACAUGCUGCUAGCUGGGGCUGUAAAUCCCUUCUCUUCACGAUACGGUCUGGCCCUUUCGAGGGAGAAGGGAGAGAGUGAGUGUGCG
Purpureocillium takamizusanense is the source of this 1369-nucleotide messenger RNA. RefSeq lists its product as uncharacterized. The record is from RefSeq and is a predicted model, not a curated record. The transcript is spliced from 2 exons. Lineage: Eukaryota; Fungi; Ascomycota; Sordariomycetes; Hypocreales; Ophiocordycipitaceae. The coding region runs from base 1 to 1242 and encodes 413 amino acids.